Colletotrichum orchidophilum is the source of this 1458-nucleotide messenger RNA. Its product is annotated as aldehyde dehydrogenase. The transcript has 3 exons. Gene Ontology annotation, molecular function: oxidoreductase activity, acting on the aldehyde or oxo group of donors, NAD or NADP as acceptor. Bases 1 to 1458 code for a protein of 485 amino acids. Lineage: Eukaryota; Fungi; Ascomycota; Sordariomycetes; Glomerellales; Glomerellaceae. The record is from RefSeq and is a predicted model, not a curated record.
AUGUCAGCUCCCACCUUAGACCUCACAGCGCCGAAUGGCACGAAGAUCUCCCUGCCUACAGGGCUCUUCAUCAACAAUGAUGAUGAGUCGGAGAUCGGCAUAGUGGAAGCGGCAUCACCAGAGGAUGUAGACAAGGCCGUAAAGGCAGCACGCGCAGCUCUCAGUGCCCCAGGCUGGGGUGACAUCUCUGCAACAGAUCGAGGCAGGCUGAUUUACAAGCUCGCCGACCUCGUCGAGGCACACCAAGAGACUCUCGCCACGAUCGAAACGUGGAACGGCGGCAAGCCUUAUGGCGUAGCUCUUGGAGAAGACCUUGCUGAGACCAUUUCCACGUUGCGCUACUACGCCGGUUGGGCCGACAAGAUCCACGGCGAGACCAUCCCGACGACGCCCCAGAAGUUUGCCUAUACGUUGAAACAGCCGAUUGGAGUUUGUGGACAAAUUAUUCCGUGGAACUACCCACUCAUGAUGGCGGCGUGGAAGCUCGGUCCAGCACUGGCGUGUGGCAACACUGUUGUGUUGAAGCCGGCAGAACAGACGCCUCUCUCUGUUCUGUACUUUGCGAACUUGAUCAAGGAAGCCGGUUUCCCUCCAGGAGUUAUCAAUAUCGUCAACGGCUCAGGAAGAGAGGCAGGUAAUGCCCUGGUUUCUCAUACCGAUGUUGAUAAAAUUGCUUUCACCGGCUCUACCGCAACCGGAAGACAGAUUAUGAAGUCUGCGAGCAUCAACCUCAAAAAUAUCACGCUCGAGACUGGCGGAAAGUCGCCUCUGGUAGUGUUCAGCGAUGCAGACCUCGACCAAGCAGCAAAAUGGGGCCAUGUUGGUAUCAUGAGCAAUCAGGGCCAGAUCUGCACGUCCACUUCCAGGAUCCUCGUUCAUGAAGAUGUCUAUCAGGAUUACGUCGCACGCUUCAAGAAGAUAUGCCUGGAGAACAAGGUCGGCAACCCCUUCGACGAUGACACGUUCCAAGGACCCCAGAUCACGAAGGUACAAUAUGAGAAGAUCCUGGGUUACAUCCAGGCCGGCAAGGAUGAAGGUGCCAGCCUCGUGACCGGAGGAGUCCCGUACAAGAACGUGGGCGACGGCAAAGGGUUCUUUAUUGAGCCAACAGUCUUUUCUGAUGUGAGGAAGGAUAUGAGGAUCUUCCAAGAAGAGGUGUUUGGUCCUUUUGUCGCCAUCACACCCUUCAAGACGGAGGAAGAAGCAGUCGCAUUGGCCAACAACACCUCUUACGGCCUCGGGGCUGCCUUGUUUUCGCGCGACAUUGAGCGGUGCCACCGCAUCGCCGCCCGCCUCGAGUCUGGAAUGGUUUGGAUCAAUAGUUCCAAUGACUCGGAUAUCCGCGUUCCUUUUGGUGGUGUCAAGCAGAGCGGUAUCGGGCGCGAAUUGGGAGAAGCUGGUCUGGCUGCUUACACGCAGACGAAGGCGGUACAUGUGAACUUGGGACUCAAGCUUUAA